Symsagittifera roscoffensis is the source of this 1084-nucleotide messenger RNA. Its product is annotated as peptidyl-prolyl cis-trans isomerase A-like. Gene Ontology annotation, biological process: protein peptidyl-prolyl isomerization. The record is from RefSeq and is a predicted model, not a curated record. The transcript is spliced from 4 exons. The coding region runs from base 181 to 855 and encodes 224 amino acids. Gene Ontology annotation, molecular function: peptidyl-prolyl cis-trans isomerase activity. NCBI's taxonomy places the organism in Eukaryota, Metazoa, Xenacoelomorpha, Acoela, Convolutidae.
AAUACGUAGUUUGCCACUUUGCAGUUUUAACUCAAGUCACGGGAGUUAAAUCUUCAACAUCACUAGACCAGCUCGCCUCUUGUAACUCAGAACCGCAAAAAACAACAACUCUGUUCUUCAUUUUUUCUUUGGAAAAAAAAGAAAAACUGUGACAAAAAUUGCCAAAAAUAGUUUUCAACCAUGAACCAAAUUGUGUUCACAUUGUUCACGUCGCUCGUAUUAGUCGCGGCUUUGAUUGGUCACGUGAGUGGGCAAAAGAGGGGCGAAAAAGAAGACAAAGAUGACAUUCCUGAUGAUGAAAAGUGGAUGGUCACCAAGACAGUCUUUUUCGACAUCUCAAUUGACAUGAAUGAACCCAAGAGAGUGACUAUUGCUCUUUUCGGAGAUGCAGCUCCCAACACUGUCAACAACUUCGCAGCUCUGUCUAAAGGCAAUUACAGAGGCGACCCCAAAUUCGGCUUCAAGGGCACUAAGUUCCACAAGAUUGUGAAGGACUUUGUGAUCCAAGGGGGAGACAUCACGACCGAGGAUGGAAGUGGAGGCAAGAGCAUCUACGGACCCUCGUUCAACGACGAGCCAUUCUACCACUCACACGUGGGAACCGGAUACUUGUCCAUGGCCAACAGGGGACCAGAUACUAACGGAAGCCAGUUCUUCAUUCUUCUACAGAGAGCCAGAUGGUUGGACGGCAAACACGUUGUCUUCGGAAAGAUCAUCGAAGGAAUGGAACACAUUUUGGAAGUUGCCGAGCUAGAGACAACUGAGAAUGGCCAGAUGCCCAAAAAACUCGUCACCAUUGAAGACUCUGGUUUGAUCCGACACGACCCAUACGUCCUCCCAGAAGACCAGCGAUAAAAAACGAAUCUAACGAGAAAGAAAAAUAAACAGAGAAAAACAAGCAACUAAUGCAAAGAAUGAUUUCAAAUGCAGUUUCAAACACUACUUGAUUUUAAUGUCCUGGGAUGUCGAUACUAAUUUGAUCUACUUGUAAUUCCAAUUAAUUAAUAAUUUGUCUAUUCUUUACUACUGCUGUUAAUGUUAUGCUCCACUUGAAGCCUUAAUAAACUGUAUCCUUGUCCUAUAA